GUUAAGGAUGACGUCUGUAACUUCUCUACUGUUGGCAUUCAGUGCCAUAACAUUGGUAGCAGCGGCUGACCCCGACUGGAUGACGUUCCAGCCUAUGAGUCAGUGUUCUAACAUGGACGCCAACGGCUGUUACACCUGCAAAAUGUGCAUGACCAAAGUCACACCCAUACCUACCUGUGCCCCACCCUCGACCCCGCCUCCACAGAUCAAAAUCGUCAAAGAGCCGUGCAGCUGUAGCUCAACACAAGGCCCAACUACAUCUACAACGACCACAACUCUGCCAACAACAACAACAUCUACUACCACUAAAGCUACAACAACAACAACAACAACAACUACUCCGAAACCGACAACGACUACUACGACUACCACUCCAAAACCGACGACAACAACGACGAUGAAGGCAACAAGUGCUGCGAACCAUUCAGGCAACCAUGGGAAAUCGCAGAACGCCACUGCUCAGAACAACACCGUCUCUAACUGGUCACAGGGUCCACUAUGGGAGUACCAUUCGGCGACGACGACGACGACGGAUGGUGACAAAGAGACGGUGGUGACCACCAACAUCACCACCGCCGACGGCAAGGAGGUUAACAGAACCAUCGAGACAACCGUCACACAGCAUGGACACGUGACCGGGCACAAUGUCAAGGUUGUGGAUUCCAAUGCUACAGUGCACGGCCAUGGAGGCUCCAACAGCUCCCAUCAUUCAAGCAACAGCAGCAGUGGCAGCAACGGCAGCAACACCACUACCAGCAUCACCUCCAGCCAGACCAGCAGUAACCAGACAGCCGGCCACCACGGAACAGGCGGUCAUGGAGGCACCAGCGGAACAAACAGCUCCAGUACGAGUCACACCUCUUUUUCUUCACAAAACAGCACCUCGGGGACGCAUGGAACAGGAAGUCACUCGUCUAACACCCACGGUAGUUCCGCUACCAACAACACGGCCGGUACGUCUGGCACGAAGGGAUCUGGUGGGAACAACUCCACAUCGUCCAGCACAUCUCAAUCCUCGUCCUCCUCUUCGAAGACUUCCGGUUCAAACACUUCAGGCAGCCAGAGUAGCGGCAGCUCCCAGAGCUCCCAGGCCGCCUCAUCGAGUACGGCUGCGACGACGAAGGCUGCUCCUACAACGACUAAGGCAACCCCAACGACCACAAAGGCGACUAAGGCCACCACCCAUAGGCCACACACACACCGCCCGCCCACCACCACCAAGCCAACAACGACAUCGACGACAAAAGCGACCACGACCAAAACAACUACAAAGCCGACCCCAACGACGACAAAAGCUACUAAGGCCACCACCCAUAGGCCACACACACACCGCCCGCCCACCACCACCAAGCCAACAACGACAUCGACGACGGCGGGCACCACCAAGAAGGCCAACAGCUCCUCUCACACCUCUCAUCAGAGCUCAUCCCACCAAUCCUCUAGCUCCAGCUCUUCACAAUCCGGUAGCUCCAGUUCCCAGCAGAACGGAACUUCCGCAAACAACCACAACUCGAGCGCAUCAAACGCCAACUCACAUAUGACCCAGCCAACUCAGCCAAAGAUGACACAGCCUACGAUCCCCAAGGCCACAUCACGCAUGACACAACCGACAGCACCCAAGCUGACUGCCAAGCUGACCAAGCCGACGGCAGUGGCGGGAAUGACAAGCCCGACAACGGCGGGUAAGGCCGCGACUGCCUCGACCACUCAGGGGCCGACAACCACAUGGAAUGGUAUCUGCCCGGACUUCCCUCCUGAUUGCCCAGCGUCUAACGGCUGUGCUACAUUCGACGAGAAUUGGUGUCCCAUCUGCGUCUGCCCCCGUAAGUAG
Messenger RNA from Mya arenaria, 1831 nucleotides. RefSeq lists its product as uncharacterized. The transcript is spliced from 10 exons. The record is from RefSeq and is a predicted model, not a curated record. Bases 8 to 1831 code for a protein of 607 amino acids. NCBI's taxonomy places the organism in Eukaryota, Metazoa, Mollusca, Bivalvia, Myida, Myidae.